Molecule: messenger RNA, 7557 nt
Organism: Lingula anatina
Lineage: Eukaryota; Metazoa; Brachiopoda; Lingulata; Lingulida; Lingulidae
Biological process (GO): positive regulation of protein tyrosine kinase activity; neuromuscular junction development
Molecular function (GO): protein kinase binding
Source: RefSeq, a predicted model, not a curated record
GAUUGAGUCUUCCAGCAAUGUUCCAAGCUUAUAGGUCAUCCAAUACUCAGGCCACAAGUCCACAUGCCAAAAACUUCGAAAACACUCAAGUGAAUGCCGAUCUCAAUUUUCGAUCUCACCACCAGCUUCACAGUCGCCAGUUAUCUCUUCAUCAGAUUGAUGAAAAACAGUGUCUAGUCAGUAUUGAAAAUUUAGGCCGUAGAGGACAGGGGAGACAGACUGCAGACAAUGCAGGCUUUGAUAGUGACCAGGAGCAGAGUCACGGUGGCAGAACUUUGCAGCGUACCCUGUCCAGCACCUUGCCAAGAUCGCAAAGGUUGGCAGGUCGACAGUCCAGCUCUCCUGAUGGUCAGUUUGAUCAAAGUUACUUGAAUGUAGACUUGUUCGGUGCUGGCCCCACUAAGAAUUGUUGGGGUGCCACUGGUGGUGCAACCUCAGAUAUGAGUACUAGAAGGACAGGAAACAACAAAACUUCCAUACAUCUCCUGGAUGAUAUAAUUACAAACCUACCUCACCCUAAAGUGCCAAUGUCAAAAUCAAAUGAAGAUCCUGUGUUUGCAACAGUUCAGUUUUCUAAUUUCAUGCCAUCAUCAUCUGCUGAAACAAAUGCUCACAAAGAGUUUCGUUCUUCCCCACAGAGUCAUUCUAGUAUUGGAUCUCAUUCUCUUAGCAGUCAGGAUUCAGACAGACUUUUUGAGGAGAUAGAUUUUCCUCAGUACACCUCCAACACCAAUCUCAAAGAUAUUGCUCAAAUCAGCUGCAGCUCGGGAAGUAGCUCACCCAUUGAUGCCUCUGCCAAGAGCAGAGAUCAGUUUUCACAACCCCUGACAUAUGUAAAUCUGGAAAGAUUUGACGGGGAGGAAACGGAUCAUCAUUAUAUUGACAGUGCUGCAUCCAGUGUGAAAAUACCUGUAAAUCUGCUGUCUUUCCCUCAGGAUUCCCCACCAGCAGUAAGUGGGAGACAGAGAUAUGCCAAUGUCUUGCCUUGCCCAUGCUCCUGUGGGUGUCCUUUGUGCCAUUCUGCUCCAGGGCAGCAUUCCACCCCUGUACGGAGGUAUGUGAACAUUCCUGCUGAGCCAAGAGGUUAUGUGAAUAUCCCUGGAUCUGAAACUAUCAUAAACAGUGGACAGUGUACGUGUGGAGCUCACACUGCUGGCAGUCUGUCGUCAUCCUUGGAUGAGAUGGAGACAGAGGAAGCCAGCCCAUACUUUGAUAUGGCAGCUGUGCAGACUAUGGAUAGACGGAGAAAUAGGGCUGGUUCUCCAUUGAUACAGGAGACCUCCUUUAGUGUUCCUCCAGAUGGCAGAAGACCAGAUUUGACAAACACUGGCAGCAGUAGCACAGGCUCUGAUGCUGAUUACUUCUCCAUGUCUGCUGGACCUAGCAAUCCAAGCUCGUCCACCUUGAAAGGGAUAGUUGAUUGGACUGGGAGGGUCAGUAUUCAUGCAUGUACAUCAGAGAGCAGCUUGUUGUCAAACAGCAGGUCAAAUAGCCCAGAGGAUGACCAGUACAUUUGGAUGAAGCCUGGUGGGAGUAGCCCUGGGGACUCUAGACAGGAAUAUGCAUCUGUUUCUAGUUUGGGCGACUCCUCUCCCAUGGCCAGCACCUGUGAUUCUCCCAGGGACUAUUUGAAAAUGGUUGUGAAACCCAGUAAUACUGGUCUAUGCCCCGUUGUCUACCCCAGGUGUCACAGCGUUGGUGGAAGUUCCUCUUCCCAGCCACUUGUUACCAGGUCAGAACUCCAACAUUCUCAUACCAUGGCCAAUCCUUUGAGUGAAGAACAGAACAAUUACAUGACAAUGUCACUACCUCCCAGGGAUUCUCAGCAGGUUGGUGCACAGAGUUCAACGACAAAGCCAUUGGCUGACGAGAUAUUAGACUCUGGAUACAUGCAUUUUUCAGUGGGGCAGCUUGACACCGAGGACAGUGGCUCACAUCUUGAGUCAUCAAGGAGUGAGGCCGAGGCAUCCCCAGUCCUCAAACCAUUUGAUAACCUUUAUCAGUUUAAACCCCAUUCAUCAAAAAAGGAUAUUAAACAACACAAUAAGGCCAGGUCUUCCCCUCCUCCCAGGCCAAAGAAACCCACCAAAGAACUCCCAAAGACACCAACAAAAUCAAAAAAUCCUUUGGAUGAAAAAGAGAGGUCAUCUCCAGGGGUGAAGAUGAGUUUCCUUUCCAUGUUUCGCCGCAGAUCUGCAUCAAAGUCCAUGGAGCGCUCUUCAACAAGUGGUGAAGAAAACUAUCAGAGUGACAGUGAUAGGUCAUUUCGUAAGGGAUCAUCCAUUAAGAAAAGUAGAGUGGGAACACCGACAGGACAAGACCCUUCUGCCCCGUCUGGGGGAAGACCAUUGGGGACAGCAACGGGUCGAUGUCAGACCCCCCCACCUCUACCUCCACCUCCAAUACCAGCCAGGUUACCUAAAAACAAACCAACCAUGCUUGGCAAAGGGAGUGCUAGCCCCUGUUCAUCCACUGAUAACAGCCCGUGUAAGAAACCACCCAUUGAUGGCAGUCCAUCCAAAAACAAACCAUCCAGUUACCCUGGCUGUAACAAACUUGUGUCUUCCUCUUCAGAAGAAAGCUACAGUGGGAAAUGUUCCUCAGCCAAGAGCUGGGAUGGGACUUUUGGUACCCUGGGGUCUUUUAAAAAGCCUACAGCUGUUGUGUCACCCUUCAGUUCCUCAACAAGUUUACAUUCGUGCCUGUCUUCCACUGAUGUCUCAUCACAAGCCACUCAAUCAUCAUCCCUGCAGUCAAAUGAUAUUGCUGAUAUGAAAAGCCUUCAUACUCUACUUACUUCAGACGCCUCAGACAGCUUUACGGCUGUAAAACCAGCCAUGCCAGAGGAAGAACUAACGGGUAUAUCCAAACUAUUGUCUGAUAGGAAAGACCCGGCAGCACCACCCCAGACUUCAGUGGUCAUGCCCAUGAUGAUCCAGGAUGCCUCUCUCCUAAAGAAAACUGUCCCAGUUGGAGGUGGCUCAUUGUCUUCGACUCGCAUGGAUCUUUGCCUUGGGUCAGAAGUGGUUGAUGAAACCCAUGCUAAAGGUGCACAGGGUGCUGGUAGUGCCAGCAGUCCACAAGCCAGCAGCAGGAGUGGGUUUAAUGAUGUGUCCCCGCAGAAGGUGAGACCUGUAGCCCGUCCCAGGGCAAAGAAAAGAUCCCCACCAACAGGGCUAGCUGUGACCAUACCACCCCCAGAUACUGAUGGAAACAAGUGGAUGCUCCCUGGAGAUGAAGACAAAUCUGCUAAGAAGAGUUCUGAUAGUGGCCAGGCAAGAUGCAAGUCUCCAGUGAAAAAGAAGGAAUCCCAAACAAAGGAAGGAACUGUUUCCGAUCUUACUAAUGGCAGCAGCACCGAUAACAAACAGCAGGGCAGCAAGGACAGUGUCAGGAGCAGCCCCGCUUCUACAACUCUUAGACCUCGUUUUGGAAAAGAAUACCAGACAGUCGACAGAAAACGCCUUUUAGCUGAUUCUAAGAGCCCCGUUUUGGGAAGUCCUGCACGGAGCCCCAGAUCUCCUGCUUUAACCCCAACUUCUGUGUUCACCUUUGACUUGGCCCAGCCUGGGUCCCCUACCAAGGUGAGCAUACAGAGCAGCCCAAAUCAUAGCAGGGGAGAUCCACAGCCUUUUUCUCACUCCCCUAGUCAUUAUUAUGUCCAGUAUGACAACAAGCUGGACUCACCUAAGGCUAUCUAUGUGAAUGUGGCCUCUCCUAGAGCAGUCUAUAUGAAUGUUGACCUCAGCCCUCCAUCAUCCCCAGUGCUGCCCCAGCCCUCAGAACAGUCCAAUCCCAUGUUGAACUAUGCAGAGAUUGAUCUUACACACACUGGGGCUGUCCUGCGCCGCCCUUCUCAGAAAACCUGCAUGACAGAAUAUACUACUAUUGAUAUGGUGGCCACAGUGGCUGCCCAGAGGGUUGGAAAGGAGCAUGCUCAACUGAGAGAGGAUAGUUUGUUACGGAGAGAUAGGAGAAGCUGGACCCCUCAGAGGACUGUCUCAAACAAGGAUCCCAAAGAUUCCAAGUUGCAGCUGGCUGCGGUGGAAUAUACUUUGGCAGAAGAGAGGAAGGCAUCAACAUGUAGCUCAAAUUCUGCAGUGUCGCAGUGAUGGGGGCCCCAGCACUGACAUGAAAUGUGAUUAAGUAUUUGUUUUCAUCAGCAUUCCAACAUUAUUCUGGUACAGAGUAGUUUUUGAAGGUCACAUAAUGAGAAACUUCAUGUAGACUGCCAGACUGUAGAUAGCUUUUGUUAGAUGGUUUAACUUGACUUGCAAGAAGAAAUGGUGCUAAUAUAUGUGCAGCUUUCGAUAAAUCUGUGAGAAAUGGAGGAACCUUGUGUUCAUGAAGAUUUGUCAAAUAGACUUUUCAGACACCUAUUCUGGAAAGCUAGUGAACAAAUGAAUGAAAUUUUGUUUAAAAAAUGUCUUUUGAGUGAAUUUGAUUUUGCCUUGAAAAUUAUCCACUAUUAUUCACUUAAAUAACACUUUAUGCUGCUAAAUUGUUCUGUUUCUGACAAACAUUUGUCUCUGUACAUCAUUGCAACACCCUGUGGUUCUUAGUACAAAAAUUAUGUUGCUAGAAUGCAGUGCCAGAAUUCCUGUUUCAUCAAUGGAUGAUGACAGUUUUCUGUACACUUGCACACUGACCUUGGUGUCUUUUACUAUUAUGAUAUAUUGCUUGACUUCUGCUUGAAGUUUGUCUCCAUUGUCUGAAAAUUAUCUGUUAUAUUAGCCCUCAGUGGCAAUUGGACCAUCACACUUUUCUUGGCUAGACAUUUCCCUUUGUUGUAACUUUGAAUUUCAAACACAGCAUUGAAGAUCAGUCAACUGUCUUUUUGAAUUUGGAAACAACUUUAUCAAAAUGUUCUUGAAUGGUUUUAAGUGGUAUUGGAUGUCGCUUCAUCCAGACUGGAAAUGUAUUAUUUGGAUUAAAAAUGCAUUAUUUGCUGUGACAGUCCGGAAGUGAAGAGAUUACAAAAUACUGAAUUUUGACAUGCAUUUUUUAACGGGUCUUUUUUGUAAUGACUGCCAUAUGGUUGUAAUAGUUAUUAAAGACACUGAUCAAAACUUUUUCAUUUAUGCCAGAUUUAUAUAGUAGUAUUAAGUGACAUUUCAUUGAAUAGUAGUAGGCAGUUUUUGAGCAAUUUUUAAGUUGUUUCUUCAAUCCACUCAAUGUAAUUACUUUAGUUAGUAUGUCGAAACUGCAUUGGGAAUGCAGCUUGAAAGUUUUGUCAUGUACAAUUUUUUACAGUUUUGUUAUUCAUGCACAUCAGAAUUUGGUAACAGUUAUAUCAUUACACAAACUUUGUUAUUUAAACUCUUUAAAAUGGAAUUGUUACAAUGCCAUGUUUGAUAAUAUGUUAUAGUUUCAUGGUCAUUUUGGUUAAUUUUUAUUUAGAAGCAUUAUUGAAUCUCUGACACUAAAAGCAAGUCCAAGAGUCAAAGACAUUUUAUUAUGUUUGUUUCUUAGGGAUAAAAGUAACACAUAGCGAAGGCAUGUAGAUUAAACGGGAUAUGUGAGUUUAAGGAGCAAAUUUUCCACAUAGACUUUUUGAACAGGAGUGGAAAGUUCUACUUAUUUAGUAUUUAGAGCAGUAGUUCUGCUCACUUUUGUUUCACCACUACACAUUUAGUAUUUAGAGCAGGAAGUCUGCUCACUUUUGUUUCACCAUUUUCAAAUAUUUUGUUGUUGACAAAUGUUAUGUUAUGUUUAUUAGUUGUUUAUUUAUUUAUUGUUAGUUUAUUAGUUGUUACCUAAUGUACGAAUCAAGCCAAUAUUGCUACAGAAAAAAAAAGAGAACACUGGUUUUCAUUUGGACAUGCAAAAUUAUUUAUUGGUCUCCCCUUUGGGUGGUGCAUACUGUUUACAUUUUGUAGGGGAACAAGAGCAGCAAUUUUUCGUAAAUGUAGUAUAGCACAGCAUAAGAUGAUAUUCUGAUUGCGAAUAGAAUCUCAGUGAAUUUCUACUUGUGAGAAUUUCAAUCAAUAAUUCAGUAUUAUUUCUAUGUAAAGGUUAUGUGUUAUGCCUGAUAUGCUUAAGUCGGUUAAUGUAAGUGUCAGGUGAAUCCAUAUUUUUUUUUUUGUUGUUUUUCUGCUCUUAAUGCCGGAUGGUAUAAAUGAUCACGCCACAGCCAUGCAGCUGGAACCUGGCUGUCAAAUUUCAGAUAAACUGGUUGAUAGGCUUAUUACAGUUUCAAAGAACAAAUAUUUGACAUGUCCAUUUGGUUAAGUAGUUGUCCAUUCAGCCUAUGUUAAGAAAAGUAGACCACCCUUUUUAAUCGUUUUUGUUUUUUUUUUGUUCAUAACACAAUGUCUUGGAUUGGAAUAAUGACAUAAUUAUAAACACGGACACCAAUGUAGAUCAAAAAUUCAUGAGUAACUGCACAUUACCUGGCAAAAUGUUUGCUUUCUUGCCUUGCCAUUACUAUGAGAAUUGUACAAGAUAUUAUAAUACUUGAGAUAAUCUGUUUUGAUGUCAGUAAAUUAACAUUGUAUCUCCACUUGAUAACUUUAAAAAACUGUGGACCUAAAAUGCGAUUAAAAGGGGUGGCCGGGUGAAUUAAGUUUAAAGUUAGCAAGACAGUUUUGCUUUCCUCUUUGUAAAUCUAGUUUCACAUGAAACAAUUUUGCAGUUGUAUCUAGUUUACAUUAUGGAUGACCCAAGAUGGUGCUUAAGAUUUAUUUAGUUGUAUUUUGGAUCAGACAUAAGUAGGGACUUCAAUAUAAGUGUAUCUCAAAUGCACUACUAGUGGGACCAAGAUGGCCACAAAUUUGAACAAGUUUAUUGUUAAUUCUACAAACUGACCAUCCAUGUGUAUCACUGCAGUUGGAGAUAGAUUGUGAUCUCCAAGAGACAGGGUAUUCUACUUGUAUUAUCUGCUUUGUUAAGAACAUUGCUUUGAUGAAGUGCAUAUAAAGAAUCGUAUACUUAAUGACCACACAGUUUCAACUUUUUAUCUGUCUCUUUGGAUAUAUACCUGGGUUAUAUUCCUAGGUCAUAGUGGAUUUUGUUUUAUAACAUAAUUGAAUUCUUAUCAACUGCAUGUUGUUUAAUAUUGUUCACUUUGUUUUAUAUACAUUGUAACGUAUAUUGCACAAACUAGAAAAAACUUUUCUGACACAGCUACUAGUUGUUAUGCUCCUUGCUAGUCUCAAACCAGUAUUAAUGUAUAAAUACUUCAUUUUGUCAUAUGUUUCUUUUGAUCUAUAAUUAAGUUAUUCUUAUAUUUAAGAUGUGCUCAGUUGAGCACUUGGAUAUUAAUUGCAUUUCCUACAAAUGUUAAUAUAUUUCAUUUGUGUUGGGAUCAGUUGAUCACUUACUUUUGCAGCAAUAUAUGUAUAAAAAAAAGAUAUGAAUAUUCUUCUACAUUUUGAGCUAUUUAAACUGAGUCAGUAAGAUGACAAUAUUUACUGAUUUGUCGCUUUAUUGUUUUUAAAAAACUAAAGACUGGGGUAAACAUGACAUGAACACGCAGAGAGAAAUAUAACGCGACCCAAAACCAUAGUUGCAUCCCUCACUUUAUUGAAUCUGAUAUCACAGACAGUUCAAUAUGUA